AUGACGCUGUGUCAAUGGCCCGCCCUUCCCAUCAAGCUCCUCCCCCUCCCCACGGCCCUACCGCCUCAGGCCUCUCGGCCUUCCGGUCGCACCUCACACCUCCGCCCAGCCGCCGAGCUCUCGCCGCAGGCCCCUCCCUCGCCCGCGGCUCCAGUGGGCCCGGGCAGCUCCAGUGGUGUCCGCACGCCCCCGCAGGCCUCCUGGCGGCGCGAGAGUGGGAGGAAGGCCUGCAGCCUGGCCCCCCGAGCCGCGCCACCGCCCCAGGAUAGGAGGCGGUGGCCGCCCGAGGAGGAGGGGACGGAGCGUGAUAGCCCUGGGCGCCGCCCCUUCGGCGCCUCAGAGGGCCUGUUUGCCGACGGGCACCGUCUGUGGACUCUGUGCUCGGUGCUGCUGCCCGUGUUCAUCACCUUCUGGUGCAGCCUCCAGCGGUCGCGCCGGCAGCUGCACCGCAGGGACAUCUUCCGCAAGAGCAAGCAUGGGUGGCGCGACACGGACCUGUUCAGCCAUCCCACCUACUGCUGCGUGUGCGCGCAGCACAUCCUGCAGGGCGCCUUCUGCGACUGCUGCGGGCUGCGCGUGGACGAGGGCUGCCUCAAGAAGGCCGACAAGCGCUUCCACUGCAAGGAGAUCAUGCUCAAGAAUGACAGCAAGGCCCUGGACGCCAUGCACCACCACUGGAUCCGGGGCAACGUGCCCCUGUGCAGUUACUGUGUGGUUUGCAAGCAGCAAUGCGGCAGUCAACCCAAGCUCUGCGAUUACAGGUGCAUUUGGUGUCAGAAAACAGUACAUGAUGAGUGUAUGAAAAAUAGCUUAAAGAAUGAACAGUGUGAUUUUGGAGAAUUCAGAAACCUCAUCAUUCCACCAAGUUAUUUAACCUCCAUUAAUCAGAUGCGUAAAGACAAAAAAACAGAUUACGCAAUGCUAGCGUCUAAGCUUGGAAAGCAGUGGACUCCAUUAAUAAUCCUGGCCAACUCUCGUAGUGGAACUAAUAUGGGAGAAGGACUGCUGGGAGAGUUCAGGAUCCUCCUAAAUCCCGUACAGGUUUUUGAUGUUACUAAAACUCCUCCUGUCAAAGCCCUGCAACUUUGUACUCUUCUUCCCUAUUACUCAGCUCGAGUCCUUGUUUGUGGAGGGGAUGGGACUGUGGGCUGGGUCCUGGAUGCAGUUGAUGAAAUGAAGAUUAAGGGACAAGAGAAAUACAUUCCACAAGUUGCAGUCUUGCCUCUGGGAACGGGCAACGAUCUAUCUAAUACCUUGGGUUGGGGUACAGGCUAUGCGGGAGAAAUCCCAGUCACACAAGUCUUAAGAAACGUGAUGGAAGCAGAUGGAGUUAAACUAGAUAGAUGGAAAGUUCAAGUAACAAAUAAAGGAUACUACAACUUAAGAAAACUCAAGGAAUUCACAAUGAACAACUAUUUUUCUGUUGGACCUGAUGCUCUUAUGGCCCUCAAUUUUCAUGCUCAUCGUGAGAAGGCACCAUCUCUGUUUUCUAGCAGAAUUCUUAAUAAGGCUGUUUACUUAUUUUAUGGAACCAAAGAUUGUUUAGUGCAAGAAUGUAAAGAUUUGAAUAAAAAAGUUGAGCUAGAGCUGGAUGGUGAGCAAGUAGAACUGCCGAAUUUGGAAGGUAUUAUCGUUCUGAACAUUGGCUACUGGGGCGGUGGCUGCAGACUGUGGGAAGGGAUGGGAGAUGAGACUUACCCUCUAGCCAGGCAUGAUGAUGGUUUACUGGAAGUUGUUGGAGUAUAUGGGUCUUUCCACUGCGCUCAGAUUCAAGUGAAACUGGCAAAUCCUUUUCGAAUAGGACAAGCACAUACAGUGCGGCUGAUCUUGAAGUGCUCGAUGAUGCCAAUGCAGGUAGAUGGGGAGCCAUGGGCCCAGGGGCCCUGCACUGUCACCAUAACCCACAAGACACACGCGCUGAUGUUAUAUUUCUCUGGAGAACAAACAGAUGACGACAUCUCUAGUACUUCAGAUCCAGAGGACACAAAGGAAACGGAGUAGGUGGAGGAGGAAAAGAGAACUUAGUGUAGAAUCCUCACAAACGAGUAGAUACACAUUCAUCCAAAAUAGAACUCUGUCAACUGGUUUAGUCUUCAUUUCAUCAGUAGUGUAAUGGGUAUACAUUUAUGUAAAUAGCAUUCCAAAAACAGCCAGAGCUCCGGUUGUUUCCAAAUGCCUGGUUUUUUUUCAGCAAACGCUUUGAUCAUGUAGCACUAACUGAAAGUCACAGGACGUUCCAUGAAGGCUCUGUGUUUGAGAGUUGGCUCGCUGAAGUGUGCGCUCUCGUUCCUUAUUCUUGAACCACACAGUUGAUGGACACAUACAUGCAACAAGAUGUGGGUGGAAAAAUCAUUUCCAUCUUAAUUUUUACUGUGGUGACACCGUAACGUUUUAAAAAUUACUUGCGUUUUUGAAAGGAGAUAGUUGGUGUCAAACUGCCAUGGUUCAUGCUGGAGAUCCUCCCUGCAGCAUGCCUCUUAAGAUUUCCUACAGCCCAGCACCAAGUGGAUCCAUAAAGAUCUGUUUCCAGGAAACCCCAAAAGGAGAAAUGUAAAAGGAAGACAACACUCAGAUUUUUUAUUUUAAAUUUUAUUUUAGGAACAUUUUCAGACCCCCUAAUGUUGUUUGGUUAACUCUGUUAAUGACCAAGUUGAGCUUAAAUUCAGCAUCUUGUUUAAUCCCAGUGUAGCCAAAAGAGAACCACCUAGGUGAAUUGCAAAAUUAACACUCAGAGCACUUUGGAUUGGAAGUUACAGGUUGUGGAACUUCCCUCGUGGUCCAGUGGUUAAGACUCCGCGCUUCCGUUGCAGGGGGAGUGGCCAAAAAAAGAAAAGAAAAGAGAAAGUUACAGGUUUAAAGCUGGAUGGUUCACCAACUUCUCUUUUGAUUAAAAGCAGUGUCAACAAUUCAAAAAAAUGUACUAAAGAAAAUUUACCAGAUUAAUUGCCAAAAAAAGUUCAGUGUUAAUUGAUAAGUUUUAAAAAUUUAGUGGUCUGGUAGUAUUUUGAAAUAUAGUAGUCUUUUAUAUCCAAAGUACUUAACAGAAUUUCCCCUUGGGGAAGUGGAUAUAGAAUCCUCUGCUAAAAUGUUUAUAUCAUAUUUAUUGUAAAAUGAGAGAUAUAUUUUUUUUACUUAUUUAUUUUCUUCAUUGUCGUAUACCUGUGUUUAGUGUUUACAGUAUAUUUACAAUAUUGUCGUAUACCUGUGUUUAGUGUUUACAAUAUAUUGCUUUGUUUAAUAAAUUGAUCACAUAAAUUCUGCUACUCACAAUCAGAUAGAAGUGUAGCCUAAGUAAUAGUUGAAACCCAUAACUUAAUUCUCCUGACAGAUGUAUUAUGUAGACAUCCUCAUUCUUCAGGGAUAUGCCGAGGGUGCUCCUCUGCUGCUCCCCAACCUACUCCCUCAGGUCCUGCCGUGGGGCCGCCCCAGGGGGCCUCCAGCCUGGUGUUUUUAGGACAAAUGGCCCAUUUGUGGGUUUGGUGGUCUUUCAUGACAUUAAUCUCUGAAGGAUUGGAAUGUAUCCCCCCAAACACCAUUAGCUCCCCUUAAGGGUCUAUUAUGAAUCUGUCAUCUAUUAUGGAUUGCCAGAAACUUAAAUUUCAGUCGCCUUCAGGCCCAGGCCAUGUUUUGAAGGAACAACUAAGUAGUGUAUACAGUAGUCAAUACAUUACAUUAGAAUGCUUUUAUUUUGCUUAAAUUAACCUCUUCCAGAUCUCGGUGGGAGCAGCUGAGUUCUAGUAUUCUUAAGAUUUUGUGAGCAGAGCUGUUUUCACCUUAUUCUUAUACCAUUCAUGGUAGGUUGCCUAUUGCGGUGGUAGGAGAGUUUGUAGAUUUUCUUUCAAGGGGCUGAUCAUGUUUUGAGUAUAAUGAGCUUCAUUGUUUAAUUCACGGUCAAAAUUGUUACAGAUACCACAUUUUACAAAUAUACUGUUAAAUUCACUUUGCUUUAGACUAUAUUUUAUCUAUAAUUCAUAGUGCUAAUUAUAGGAUCAAAGAAAAUAGUUAAUAUGGGAUAUCAGAAUUAAAAUAAUCAAAAUAACUCGUUUUUUUAAUUUUUAAAACUGUAUAAUGUUACAUUUGAUUUAGAACAGAUUUAUAUACAACACCCUCGUUUAUUUAAAAACAAAUUGUUUUUUCAGUUUUCAUAAUCCAGUGAAGUUUUUUCCCUGCUUGACCCUUCACAAAGUUUAUCUGUUAUUGUAUUCACUCAUUCAGACUUAAUUUUUAUUUAGGAAAGUUAUUUCAGAAUACCAUAUCAUAAAACAUACUAUCUUAUUUUUUAAAAAUUCACUAACAUUUUAGGCACAUUUACUCAGCAUUUCAAAUAAAUGUGUAGGCAUGUGCCUUGUUUUAAAUAAGUACAAUUUAUAAGACUCAUGUUUGCAAGUUAUAUUUUAGGGUAGCAAUUGUUGACAUUACCAGGGAUUCCACACUUUACAAAACAUAAUUUGCCACAGGAUUUUUCUGUUCCAUUUUAAACUGUCUUGAUUUAAAAAAAAAAAAAAAGUAACUUCUAAAUUCUCAGGAAGAAAUGUGGUAAAGCAUGUCUUCAUGUCUGUUUUCAGAUUUCUCUCAUCUUUUACUGUUCUAUUACAUUCCUAACUCCUCACAAACUUAGUAGUUUAAAUACUGAAUACCUGGCAGCUCUUAGGGAUCCUGUAAGUAGAUGGAGAUAAUUUUCAGUGCUUUGUUAUGUUUAAUAGAAAUCAAACUGACUUGUGUUUUAAAAUACAAGUUGUCUAAUGGUAAGAUUACAUGAUCUUAAAUGUGUUUUAGGUUUUCUGCAACAAUUAGCUGUGAACCCUUAAUGUAGCUAAUGUUUAUAAAAUUUUAUAGUCAAAAUUAUUUAUUUUUAUUUUUUUAGGGUGUGUCAAAAAACAUGUAGUAUUUGCUUUUUGAAAUAUGUUUGCCUACUUAGAGUUGGGAAAUAUACUUUGACUCAGAAAUUGUAAACAGUUCUUUUUGUGCUGUAAAAAUGAAUACUACCAGUAUGUCAAAAGAAAAAUAGUAUGCAUUUGUAAUAUAAAGUAAAAUUGUAUUUAAUGUAUAUUAUGGAAUUUUAAAUUUGUGCUUAGAAAACUUUAAAGGUGAUGUUAAUUUACAGAUUCAUGUGGAUCUGAAUACGUAAUUUGUACUUGUUCAGCCGAAAAGGUCAAUAGAGUGGCUGAUAGCUUUGUGUGGUUUUUCCCUCAAAAUGAUAACACUGAAACAAGAACCAGCACUUUAUAUUCAGACUUUUUAAAAAUUCUGCCUAAUUUGGGACAAUGGAACGUAGGUAGAUUUACUUUAAAAAUCUAGAAAUUUAAAAAGAAAAAAUAGUGUUGUUACUCUAUGCCAAUCUGAAUGAAGGUGUGUUCUCAGCGACACGACGGAAGAGGUUGCUUUGGUUUUGCUUUUUAGGAGUAUGCCCCUGCCUUUCUCAAAUUUUCCCUUGAAGGCUUAUCUCCUGUUUCUCAAAGUAUGCUCUGCAGUCUGUCUGCAGCAGCAGAAUCACCUCAGGAGCUGGUUGACAGUGUGGCUGCCUAAGCCCAGCAACCAGCCCUUGACUUGAGGAAUCGGGGUCUCUGGAGGUGGGACCUCGGCCUCUCUGGUUUCCUUAACAGGCACCUCACGUGCUUCUGAUGCGCACUGAAAUUUUAAAGUUACUCGUCUGUACCUCCUGUGUUCACCCAGGGCUUUUGCCGGCUAGAUACUAUGCAGAAAUUUUGAAUUAAUUGGAUGUUCUUAAAUUUGUUUUUCCUUCACUCCACUAACUGCUUUCUUCCCCCCAAAUCUUUCUUCUAAAGGAACUCUAUGAAAAAUUGGUUUGUCUCCUAUCCAAAUUGAUAAACUCUGUUACAUAAAAAUUGGUAGCCUCAGAUUUUUCUGUGGAACUAUAGGUUCUGGGCUAUGAUCCGUGGAGUCUUGGAGGACAAGCAGUGCUUCAGGGGCCAGUGGAGUGGAGCCCACUGGGGCUUCUGCUUUCUCCCCACGCCGGGGUGCUGCUUCAGAUCAGAUUUCAGUAGAUAAAACACUUCUUCUUUUAAAAAAAAAAGUUUCCAUUAUUUUCUUUCAAAGAGUUUGGAAGCCACUAUAAUGACUCUGUCACCUGGUUAAUUUUCUACUGAUUUUUACAUAUUCAGAAACCUCGUGUUUUUUUGUAAAAAGAAUAUUUUGGAUGUCUCAGUUGCUGCCUGGAAUAUGGCCACUUGGAAUAUGGCUAUUUCACAAAUUUUGAAGGCAUUUUGUUGAAUAGUAAAGCACUGACUUAGCCUCUGUUCCUUGUACUUCUAAUUUUAGUAAAGUAUAGAAAUGGUCUGUGUAUUUAAUUUUAGUUAUGUAAAUACACACACACACACACACACAUUUACCCCCAUGGCCCUGACUGUGCAGUCAGUGCAUGAGGCUCACAGGUCUCAGAAAGGUGCAUUCUAAGGUUCUGGAGAAAGAAUCAAAAAAUGUCACCCUCUAAUACAGAAGUUCACAAAACUUAAAUGAAAUGAUUGAGGUUAGUCACCUACAGAAAUGUCUGCAGAAAAUAAGUCACCUAGAAGCUAUAAAUUUAAGUGUACUGCUGAUAGUAGACCUAGGACACUUCAGUCUCUGCAAAGGUGCCCUGAGCUACCUCACCGAUAAAGGAAAGUGUCAAAGCAGAACGCACCUUACAAGAUAAACUAUAGGAAAUCGCCAUCACGUGGUACUUUUUUGAUGACUGACACGGAAUGUGGAAAAGAGAACUGGAAAGUUAGAUUGCUUUCCUUGUUCCUCUAACGUUGUCCAGGCAAAGGGACAACCUGAUCGGAUGAGAAGAUUGGGCUAUCUGAGCAAAUUCCUCUAGAGUAAGGAAGGGCGCUUUGUGUACUUGGGUGACAAUGGCUCAUAAGAACUUUUGUUCUCAUUACUCCGGUUCUGGGCUCUGCCAGCAGUCUUUUUCUCAAAUUUGAUCAGCUUGAAUGAGCCCAGCACGUAAAUCGGCGCUCUGGUUUUAGUUCUGUUUUGUGCAAGUUUAGAGCAGCCAGAUCCUUGGCCCUGAUCACUUGCAGGUGAACUGACUGAAUCGGCUCUGUGAACCCACAGUAUCAAGGACACUUGUGAUGGGUCUGCUCGAGCAGCCAGCUGGCCUCAUGUACUUUCUCCCCCCUUGGCCUCAGUACUAUGUCCCUAUCACUAAUUACCCUGUGUUAAUUGCUUUUGUUUUGUUGGGUCUGUAUUGUGGUCAAUGCCUACAGACAGAGAAAUGUGAAUUAAAGAAUUUGAUACGUUGAUGAUGUUUGCUUGUUUUUUAAUAAAGUGCAGCACUUGAAAAGUGUGA
Balaenoptera musculus (blue whale) is the source of this 7291-nucleotide messenger RNA. RefSeq names its product diacylglycerol kinase epsilon (gene DGKE). The record is from RefSeq and is a predicted model, not a curated record. Lineage: Eukaryota; Metazoa; Chordata; Mammalia; Artiodactyla; Balaenopteridae. Gene Ontology annotation, molecular function: ATP-dependent diacylglycerol kinase activity.